AUGUCCUUUGCAGGUUCCACGAACAAAUCUUCUUGUCCAAACUCUAUAAUAAAAAUGUGGGUUCUUCUUGAGGGGAAACCAAAGGCUAUAAAAUUGAAAGCUGAUUUAUCUGAAGCCAAAGACUUGGAAGAUUUCAUACCUAUUCUCAAGAGAGAGUUUGAAGAGUUGAAAAACAUUAAAAAUCAAAAUAUCGUAUUCUUAGAUAACAACAACAACACACUUAUUCCACCAGACACUUGUAAAUGUAAUAUACCACAUACCGGUGGUUCCUUAAAAGAGAUUCGGAAUGAGUAUAGCUUUAACACUCUAGCAUCUCAGACUGAACUAAAUGGUAACAACUAUAAUCUUAAGCUAAAAGUCAAAGUCGAGGGUAAAAAAUCUUAUAGAGAUUGGGAACUAAAGGAUGUGUUUAAGGAAAUAUUACGAUGGGAUUAUAAAUCUCUUGGUGGUAUCCCAAGAUUCAACUUGAACGACCUACUCUCAUUAGAGCACCCAUUUACUGAGAACGAAUUAAAAAACCACAUAAACAAAUCAGCACAAUUGAGCAUGAAAAUAGAAUUGGAAGGAAGUCGUGAGUAUGGCCCUGUAGACUACAUGGUAGUUACUGUUAAAAUUUUGGUGCUGUUAUGUGAAGCAAAAGCGGAAAAUAUGAACAAGGGAACAGCCCAGGUUCUUGUGCAAAUGCACAGUGCAAUAGAACAACAAUUGGAUAAACACAAGCAUGGCCAAAUGGAACAAGCGAUGUUUGGAAUAGUUACAACUGGAAAAUUAUGGCGAUUUGUCCGUUGGACCGGAUCAUUAGAAGAACCGACAGUUCAUAUUUCUGAAGAGUACACUUGCAAUUUUAAGGGUAACAUGGAACCUGAGAAGGAAAUGUCAAGAUAUAUUGUUCAGAGAUUACAAGCCCAAGCUAUGGCAUUUGGUGUUGAUGAUAAGGACAGUGGCCAUCCUUCAAAACGUCAAUGUUAUCUGCCAUCUGGUAUGGAACAAGCACUACAGAGUGUUUGGCGAUUGGAAAUGUUUGAAUUGUCGAAAAAAAUGGAAUUGUCGGAUACUGAUGGACCUCACAAGAGCCGGUUAUGUGCAAAGUGUCAACACGGAGAAUACUGUACUCAGACCAUCCUUCAAAGAAGUUUUGAAGUAGAUACAAUUUCAGUACGUGUUUCUGUUGAAGAGAUUAUCCCAGCGCUCAGAAACAAACAAGUUAACACCGUUCGGUUAGUAGUGCAUUCACAAGGCUGUGUUAUAGCAAAUUUGGUUUUGAGAAGACUAUAUCUGGAAUUAAGCUACACGGGUGAACAAAAUUUUCUCAAUAAACUAGAGGUUUACACAUUUGGAAGUGCAUCUAGAGAAUUCACAAACCCAGGAAACUUGAUUAAACGCAUCGAACACUAUGCAAAUGACCAAGAUCCUAUUGCAAUGUUAGGUGUUCUUAGUGAAAUCAAUAACCCACGUUAUAACGGCGAGGUUUUUGUCAAUUAUACAAAGAACAAUGGUAAAGGACAUUCGUUCAUCAAGUUUUACAGUCUAAAUGAAUAUGAUUAUAGAACCCUAAGAAGUGACAAGGAUGGUAUUCCUACAUUUUUGCAACUUAAUGGACAUAUAAAUCCUAAUCUGCAAAUUAUCGAAAAAUAA
Molecule: messenger RNA, 1635 nt
Organism: Entrophospora sp. SA101
Lineage: Eukaryota; Fungi; Glomeromycota; Glomeromycetes; Entrophosporales; Entrophosporaceae
Source: the annotation of a GenBank genome assembly